This is a messenger RNA of Brugia malayi, 4287 nucleotides long. RefSeq lists its product as uncharacterized. The transcript has 28 exons. Lineage: Eukaryota; Metazoa; Nematoda; Chromadorea; Rhabditida; Onchocercidae. The record is from RefSeq and is a predicted model, not a curated record. Gene Ontology annotation, molecular function: transmembrane receptor protein tyrosine kinase activity; ATP binding; protein binding. Bases 1 to 4287 code for a protein of 1428 amino acids. Gene Ontology annotation, cellular component: membrane; signaling receptor complex. Gene Ontology annotation, biological process: regulation of neuron differentiation; positive regulation of kinase activity; cell surface receptor protein tyrosine kinase signaling pathway.
AUGGAUUUGUCAAAGACUACACUGUCAACCAUAUUAAUUUUACUGUCUGGAAUUGGCUAUGUAUUUUCAGGUAUAUUAUGUGAUUUCGAGUCGAAAUGUGAUUGGAUAUUCGAGAGUCCAGCACGCAAAUAUCCACGUGACCCGAGACACAAUUUUAAAGUUGUCAUUGGUAGUCGUGAUUCAAAGCCGACUCACUAUGCAUAUUUCAAUUUCACUAAAACACGUGAAGAGCCCGCGAUGAUCAUUAGCCCAUACUAUCAACAUCUGUCCAUUCAGUGUGAGCUCCGGUUCAUGUUUCGUUUAUUUGGUGAUCCGGAUGCAACACUGAUAGUAACCAGUCAACACCGUGCUUUAAGUGAAGCAGCUAGUUACACUGACUUAUAUGAUUAUGAAGAUGAAACGGAGUGGACAAGACCAACGCUGCAUUCCACUUUCGAUUCAGCAAAUAAUUAUAUUGAUUCGUGGAAGGAAGUUGGUGUGCAUAUUGGACACGUCACUCAUCCGACCCGAAUCAGAAUCGAAUGUCAUUCUAAGGGAAGUGGUGCCGUUGGAGCAUCAAAAGGAAACACUGAAUGUUACAUUGAUAAUAUUGAAAUGGUUAAAUGUGAUGAGGAGGUGUGGUACGAGAACGUAUGUCAAUCAAAUAAGACUAAAAAGUAUCUAUGCCAUAAAUAUGAUCAUCUGAAGUGCAUCGAUUAUGACCAGUUAUGCGAUAUGACAGUCGACUGUCCAGGAGCUGAGGAUGAACAAACUGAUUUACACAAUUGCACAGUAGUACCACUUGGUGCUCGCUGUACAUUUGAAGAUGAUAACGAGGAGAAGACAGGUUGUGUAGGAUGGCGUCUUGAGACUUACUAUGUUCAUAAUAGUCGAAGAGCAGAUGAAAAUAAACAUCUUUUCAUUCGAGUUAAUUCGAGCGGUGCAGCAAAGCAAUCAUCAUUAAAGCAUGUCCCUCCUAGAGAUCACACUUUUGAACAUACUAAUAAUAGCGGUCAUUUUUUGUAUUUUACAUCAGAAGAUGGUCAGGAUCGGAAUAGCUUCACUGAUACAAAGUCAACUUAUUUAAUAUCACCAUAUUUUCCUCCAACCGUUAAUGUACUUCUCAAUCCUGUCGCUCUUCUGUCUAAUUCAUGCAGGAUUCGAUUUUAUUACUGUUCAUAUGGAAGUGCUGUUUCAACUUUGCAACUGACUGUACAUCCAACCAACGGACAACCUCCUAAAAUCAUCUGGACACCGCCAUCUCUCUCAUUUGCUGACCACAGUUACUAUUGUGAAUGGAUGAAAGUAUCCGUUGAUUUACCAGAACAGAAAAGUGAAUAUUAUUUAAAAAUUGGUGUGAGUAAAAUAUUUGACUCAUCGAUAAGUUUCGCUAUUGAUGAUUUCUCGAUGACACCAGAUUGUUUCGCAAAUGAAGCAUGGCGUACACAGUAUGUACCUUAUGUGUAUAAUAUAACAAGUUGUGGACGACAAGGAGCACAACCACCAACACCCGAAACUUGCGAAAAUUUUUAUAAUCAGAGCUCAAUAAAAAUAUUGUUGCGGAAGAAUACUUCCAAUGGAUUUCAAAAGUGGAUCGUACCAAAAACUUCAGAAUACAGAAUCGAAGCGUAUGGUGCAUCUGGAGGACAUCUUGCACAGCAGACAAUCAAUAAUUAUGGUGGACAAGUGAUCAGCGUACUUAAUUUAACAAUGGGUAUGGAAUUGAACAUUCUGGUAGGACAAAUGGGUGAAAGUCCAUGUGAUCACUUUAACACGUCAGCCGAUGACAUGAAGAGUUACCAGUACGAGGUGUUGAAAUAUUUAUGCAAGAAGAGCAGUAGCAUUUGGAAUGAUAAUUCAGCACUGACUAAUGCUGUAAUGUUCCCGGGUACUGGUGGCGGCGGUGCAACAAUUGUCAAAUAUCAAAACAUGAUCAUUUUAGUAGCUGGCGGUGGUGGUGGAAUAUUUCCGGAACAAAUUAUUUCAUUGGAGAAGCCAGGAGUAAACCCGAGAGGUGGUUACUUGUUCGAGGCUGACAAAAAUUCACAAUCUAAUGAUUAUUAUAAUCCAAAGCGAGGGAUUCAGUGGAUGGCUGGAGAUGGCGCACAUCUGAUACAUGAUAAUGAAAAAGAUAAAUGUGAGCAGUGUAUUGUGAUGUCUGGACAACUGAAUAACGUAUCUUCUGCCGGUGGUGUAUGCCCGUUGGUAUCGGUGUGGAAAAUUUUAGGAGGAUAUGGAGGUGGCGGUGCAUCCUGUGGGCCAGGAGGUGGUGGUGGAGCUGGUUAUCAUGGUGGAGAAGGUGGACAAAAAUAUCAUGGUGACGGUGGAAAAAGUUUCGCACACUACAAGAGUGCUAUCGUUAGACCUGGUAUGAAUAGCGGUAAUGGUUAUGUAUUAAUUCAUCCAUGUCGUUUACGCUGUUCUCAAAAUGCAACCUGCCGUUUUCGCUUCGACAACACCGCAGAAAUUGGCUCUUAUUGUGCCUGCCCGGAUGGUCAAGUAGUUGGCGAGUUACAGGACUGCCUUUUUGGCGAAAAUAAAAAGAAGAAGCAAAUAAAUAUUCGUCGGAAGGAAUCCCUGCUGGUGAUGCUUGUUUUCGCAUUCGUUUUGUGCACUAUCAUUCUCCUGAGUGCAUUUGGAAGUUUCUGUGUUUACUUUCGAAGACGAUUAAAAAAGGCAAAAAUAGAGAAAGUGGAGCUUAAUCGUGAAAUAGGAAUGUGUGCUUUAACGCCAAGUACACCUAUGAGUAUUUCCGGAAAUCCUAUUUAUGAACCAUUUGGCCCAUGCGCUGAACUUCAACCUAUACCACGUGCUAACGUUGCUCUAAUAAGACCACUUGGACAGGGAGCUUUUGGUGAGGUGUACGAGGGCACACUGAACUGUGGUAGUCAAUCGGUUCAGGUUGCAGUGAAAACGUUACCGAAGACCGCAUCCAAGCAGGCAGUAAAUGAUUUUGAAAUGGAAGCACUUAUUAUGAGCAAAUUCCGGCACGAGAACAUCUGCGAACUUAUGGGAGUGUGUUUUGAUGUGACUCCAAGACUCAUCAUUCUAGAACUAUUAGCUGGCGGUGACCUGAAAUCUUUUCUUCGCGAAUGUAGACCUAAAAAUACCCAAGACCAACGGAUUCAAAUGAUUGAUCUGCUGGAUAUGGCUCAAGAUGUUGCCAAAGGAUGUAAAUUUCUUGCUGAUAAUCGUUUUAUACAUCGAGAUAUUGCUGCUAGAAAUUGUUUACUAACCAAGAAAGAAGUAGGACGUGUUGUUAAAAUUGCUGACUUUGGUAUGGCAAGGGAUAUUUAUAGGCAAGAUUAUUAUCGUAAGGGUGGUAAAGCAAUGUUACCAGUGAAGUGGAUGCCACCUGAAGCCUUUCUUGAUGGCGUUUUUACAGUAAAAACUGAUGUUUGGUCAUUCGGCGUACUAUUAUGGGAGAUUUUUUCCCUUGGAUAUAUGCCAUAUCCGGGGAGAAGUAAUCAAGAAGUUAUGUCUCUAAUUGUGAAUGGGGGGCGAUUGGAACCACCGAAUGGUAUACCUGAUCAAAUUUACAGUUUGAUGUUAGCUUGUUGGAGUACCGCCGAUACUGAUCGACCGCAUUUUGACUACAUUAUUGAAAAUUUGGAUUCUAUGCUUCAAAAUCCAGUUAUGCAAAGUAUGCCUUUGCCCGCGAUCAUUCAUCGACUAUCACAAUCGCAGUCUGCUCCUAAUAAUUCAUCUUUACCGGAGAGUCCUUCUUCGGUUACUGAAACGAUGUCGCAAAAUAAUUAUUCUCAAAGUACCAUUAAUACGAUACUGAAUUCGUAUACUGAAACAAUUCCGUCCAAUGACUGUGAUCCGUUACCUACAAAAGGUGAUGGAGUUAACUUCAAUGUGUGCACUCCUUAUCAUCCGCAAUCAUCUGAGCCAUUCUGUACCUUGGAUAGAACUCAAUCUAGGCCAUUAUCUCUUUGGGCUAAUGGUCAGUUACCAAGUGGAAGUACAGAGACAUGUGAUAGCGGUGAAGCAGCAAGCAACUGCAAUGACAAUGUUUUAUCAACCAUGACACUGCAUAAUGCAGUAGCUGGAUCUCGUAAGCCUGUAGUUGAUGUGGAUUCCUGUAAUAAUCGGUCGAUUAGUAGCGAUUAUGCCAAUGCGAUACGUACCGAAGUAGUAUCACUACUGGAAAAACGAUACCCUCCACCAAUGAAGUUAGUAUUACCAUCAUCCACAUCCGACGAUUUCUUAUCUCCUAGUGUGACAAACUCUUUAAAGUCAUCAAACUCAUCAAAUCAUCAGUCAUUACUUCAGGAUUGCAUGAAUCAAAGUCAGAUUUUAUAA